AUGGCAGCGUCUGCUGGAAGAGAAAUGUUGGCUUUUGACAAAGAAUUGUAUGCACUGUCCGAAAGCAAACUGCCUGUAUCAGCCUCUCGGAUAACAACUCUUACAAAGCUUGCUAUAGUUCAUAUCAAGCUCUACAAACACAUUGUGCAUAGCAUUGAAAAAUUCGUUCAAAAGUGCCAACCAGAUUACAAACUAGCUGGACUGUAUGUAAUCGACUCUAUCCUUCGUGCUUCCCUUAAACCGACAGCCAAAGAAAAGGCACCGACAACCAGUGUAUAUGUCCGCCGAUUUGAGGAGAAGCUGGAAAACAUAUUUACCAAUCUUGUACAAGCAAAUUUAAAAGACAGGACUAGAAUGAAGCGUGUCGUUGCACUUUGGGUCAAGAGCAAUAUUUUGAGCUCAGAGCAGCUUGAAGUGAUUGACAAGGCAUAUUUUUCUGAUAUCGAUCUAUCCGAGGAGUCGGCAACUACAAACAAGGAGGAUCAACGAUCGCGUUCAAGCAGUUCAAAAAACAGCAGCUCAUCAAAUAUAGGAGAUGUUGAAGACACAACAAAACGAUCUGAGCAGUUUGAUACACAUGGCUGGGAUUCUCAAAAUCGUAACAUUGCUUCAUCCACGGUUUCUUCUACAGUCAACUCGCCUUUGCAUACAUUGCCGAAUACUUUGCAAAACACUGUUUUGGAUCAGUUGAAUCAAGCACCGCAUCACUCAUCUAUGCCGACUUUGCCAGUUUUGCCAGCAAUUCCCCUUUUAAACGACAUUCAAAAUGAGUCUUUGACAACCAUUGGAGCAGUCUCGGAUUCUGGUAUAUCAGAACCACAGGUAUCGACUUUGGCUGACCCAUUAUUCGAUUUUGAUUAUGGAGACGAGGAUGAUUUACUUUCAUCCGUGAUACCACUUGGAUCUACGUCACAAAGCGAAGCGUCUUUGACAUCGGAUACCAUUUCAAUGCAUGCAUCGUCUUCAAACACAUCCACCCUUCAAAACACAUCAACUGCUGACAAGGUUAUGCAAAACACUUUGACGACUGGCACACCAGCUGUUGUAUCAUCGUCAAACCAAACAGCUGCACAACAUACUCUCAACAACCUGCUUGGGUUUACUAGCUUAACUGGAUUAUCAGGGUUAGCUGAGCUGUCUAAAUUGCGUAAUUCAACGGGAGAUAAAACGCUACUUCUUGCCAACCCAACAGCAGCAGUUCCACCAGUACCUGCUACUUCAUCAGGAUACUCUGAUUUGGAAAGUAUAUCGGCAUCCAUGUUUAGCUACACUGCGUCGUCAACCCAAUCCGACACUCAUAUUGCACAUAUGCCGUCUUUGUCAGAUCUUUCAUCCAGUAUGUUUGACUUGAACAAACAUACUUUACUCAAGGAACAAGAUCCACCCAGUUUGGCCGAUUCGAUACCAAUACAUAGCACUGCGCCUUUGGAGACAGGACAUGAUGCACGGUUGGUAAUAGAGAAUAGGUUGAAUUCACGUGGAAAACGCGAGUUUCAAGACGUCGACGUAGAUUAUAGUAGCGAUACAAAUCGGACUCAAAUGGCACGACUUGUGUAG
Messenger RNA from Batrachochytrium dendrobatidis JAM81, 1557 nucleotides. RefSeq lists its product as uncharacterized. The transcript is spliced from 5 exons. Gene Ontology annotation, cellular component: nucleus. Bases 1 to 1557 code for a protein of 518 amino acids. The record is from RefSeq and is a predicted model, not a curated record. NCBI's taxonomy places the organism in Eukaryota, Fungi, Chytridiomycota, Chytridiomycetes, Rhizophydiales. Gene Ontology annotation, molecular function: RNA binding.